CGAAAGGUCAAACAAAGUCCAACUAAAUCUACUCCCCCGAUGCCGAUGCCUCUGUCUCUCUGUUGCUGCUCCUAGACCUUCUGCAGGCUCGCCGCCGGCGCCGGGCCAUCGUCGCCGCCCCUCCCCCCUCCUCGCCUUUUCUGUGUUGCUGCGCCCAGACCUGCAACCGCCCGCAGACGUGCUCGCCACCGGCCAUAGUUGCCCCCCCCCUCCCCUGCGCCAGUCCAUCGACCCGGCCUCUGAUGUGCGAACCGCCGCGCCGUCCUCUCCUCCUCCGCUGAUCCGUGUCGCCUCCCGCGGUCCCGCCGUGCAGGCCGCCACCUCUGCUGAGUGCUAGCUGCGCGCAUGCGCCACCAUGCUUGUGCCCCGUCUCGGCGCCGGAACCUGAACGCAGCACGCCAGCAGCUGCUCUCCGCAGCUCCCCCAUUCCAGUCCUGCUGCUUGCCAACGGCCGACCAAACCCCAAAGUGCAAGAUCGGAAGUUUGGCCUGCUUGAGCAAAAUCCAUGGCCUCCCAGCAUGAGCAGUUGGUGCAUAUGAACCGCGGACAAGGGAACACAAGCUAUGCUUGCAACUCUAGCCUGCAGAAUGUUGAACAGAACAGGAUGAGAUUCAUGAUAGAAGAGACCAUCUCUGAUUUAUGCAGCACCAGCAGCUUGUUUCCUAGAAACAUGGUGGUUGCAGACCUGGGCUGUUCCUCUGGUCCAAAUGCACUCGCUUUAGUGUCCAUAGCCAUUGAUGCGAUACACAAUCAGUGUCUUCAUUUCCAGCAGCCACAAGUAGAAGUUUGUGUUCUUCUUAGUGAUCUUCCUGACAAUGACUUCAAUGUGGUUGUGAAGAGCUUGGUUGCAUUCCAGCAAAGCCACAAGUCAGUUGUUACUGGCGUUGUACCAGGAUCAUUUUAUGGGAGGCUCUUCACCAGUGGAUCCUUGCAUCUUGUUUGUUCAUCCAACAGCUUGCAUUGGCUUUCGAAGGCUCCUGAAGAACUUAAGAGGAACCAAAUCCCAGCGUAUGAUAUCGAUGAGAAUGUUAGGAUAGAAAGACGACCUUUGGUCAUUGGAGCUUAUGCACGGCAGUUCAGGAAAGAUUUUACUCUUUUUCUUGAGAUGAGAGCCAAAGAGUUGGCAUCAGGAGGCCGGAUGGUUGUUUCCCUCGCGGGGAGGCGUUCUGAAGAACUUGCCUCCAAAUUCACUCAUGCCUGGGAAUCUGUGGCUCAGAUUUUAAGUGAGAUGGUUUCAAAGGGAGUUAUCAACAAAGAACAGUUUGAUUCCUUUUACAUACCAAUAUAUGGACCUUCCGAUGAAGAGUUGAGAGAGAUCAUUCAAUUAGAAGGGUCAUUUUCAAUCAGAGAGAUGCAGGUGCCUGAACCUUCAAGCAGUUCAUACAACGUGCUGAUCACCCCAAGCAGGAUAGCCAAUAUGCUGAGAGCUGGAUUCGAGCCUAUAAUUGUACAGCAUUUUGGGUGGUCUGGAGAGAUCAUGGAUGAAUUCGUGAGGACUGCAGAACGGCGCUGGAGCGAAGAGGGCAGCUUGCAACAGGAGAUGGCUAGAAACCCGCGAGUAACGUUGGUUGUGUCGCUAAAAAAGGUGGUAUGACAUGGGUUGUUGCUGCAUGCUUUUGGGAAUGUUUAUAUGAUGGUUAUUUGCAUUUAGGUGUUAUAAUUUGUUGACAGUAGACUUCUUCAUAUUAGAAGUUCUGAAAUAUGUGAAACAGCAUUUGGUUAGCAA
Molecule: messenger RNA, 1726 nt
Organism: Lolium perenne
Lineage: Eukaryota; Viridiplantae; Streptophyta; Magnoliopsida; Poales; Poaceae
Product: probable jasmonic acid carboxyl methyltransferase 2
Molecular function (GO): methyltransferase activity
Source: RefSeq, a predicted model, not a curated record